AUGAACGACCACAGAGUAACCUAUGCAGAGGUGAAGCUGGCGAAGGGCUCGAAGAGACCCCCAGUGAAACCUCAAGACAGGAAAAGCUGCACCACAGGGAUCGAGCAGGGAAUAACCUACGCAGAAUUAAAUCUCCACAAAUCCCGGGGUCCUCAGGAGAAUGGCAAGUCCCUUCAAUGCAAAGAAUACAGUUGCGGCCCUUGCCCACAGGGGUGGCUCACGUACUCCAACAGCUGCUAUUACUUCAGUCCUGAACCAAAAACCUGGAACGAGAGCGUGUCCGACUGUCAGAGAAACAACUCUCAGCUGCUCCUCAUAGACAAUGACGAAGAAAUGAGAUUUUUCACAAGCAUAAAAAGAUUGUCAUGGGUUGGAGUCUACCGUAAUGGCCCCGGUCAGCCAUGGACGCUGGAAAACGGGGCAGUUUCACAAUUACAUUACUAUAAAGUUGGUGCAGAAAUAUUUGUCAACAUUAAGAAUGAUCAAAGGGGCGUGAGCUCUUGGGACAUCAGUCCUGAGCCCCACAGCCAACCCCGCAGCAUGACCAAAGCAGGCACAGUCCAUAGUCUCAGGCAUAGAAAGAUGGUGUUUCCCCAGGGGGCCUUCAGACUGGACAUUGAGCUCACAUUUGUGUUGCAUCUUGAUAUUGCCAAGACUGCACCUCCCGAUACCUCCACUGUGCCAACUGUUAACGAAGGCAUCAAAGUGCCGGAGAUUGUGGAAAGGGCUGAGGUGUGGGGUGUGAGUGUCAUCUUCUCAGAGAUGAGCUUCCUGGUUCAUAAUUUCCAGUCUAAGGUCCACUUAGUUGUCCCCUGUCCACCUUCCUCCCAGGCCCUGUGUCUGUCAGUGGUGGGGGUGAAUCGUGUUCCCACCGCUGACUGUCACUGUCCUGAGUCCCCGCCCCUGCUGGCUGCCCUGCUGCUGCUGGACAUGACCUUCCCUGGGGGUGAUGGCUGCCAGCUUCCCCUUGUUGUGUAUGGUGCUGACCAAACACAGGCCGAAAGAUUUUUCACAAGCAUAAAAAGAUUGUCAUGGGUUGGAGUCUACCGUAAUGGCCCCGGUCAGCCAUGGACGCUGGAAAACGGGGCAGUUUCACAAUUACAUAUGAGGUUAUCGCUUUCCAGGCUCUGCCCAUACGACAGCAGCCGGGCCGUGGCCAUUCUGUGGGCAGUUAGUAAGGACUCACGUGCAGCUGUCAGAGCACCGUCCCUGAGACGACUCAGCUGCAAGAGUGAACUAACGCACGGAGAACUCCCCGGCACGGAAUCUGGACCCAAGGGUGCUGCAAAUGAAGGGGCAGUUCUAGAGAUCACAGACAUUGUUUUUGAUCACAGAUCAGAAACAACAAGUGCUGGUGAGGAUGUGGAGAAAGGGGACCCUCCUACACUGUGGCUAGGAAGCUCUGGGGGACCAGUCCUCAAGAAGACCAGUGUGGUGGUUUUUUCUCAGUCAAGGAUGCCAGCUCCUAGCAGCAGAAGAGCAGCAGAGAUGAACGACCACAGAGUAACCUAUGCAGAGGUGAAGCUGGCGAAGGGCUCGAAGAGACCCCAAGUGAAACCUAAAGAGAGGAAAAGCUGCACCACAGUGACCGAGCAGGGAAUAACCUACGCAGAAUUAAAUCUCCACAAAUCCCGGGGUCCUCAGGAGAAUGGCAAGUCCCGUCAGUGCAAAGGUACAACAUUCAUUUAUACAAGCGUAUUCUCGGGUGUGCAGAGGGGUCGAGGGGAGGAAGAAUGGGGAUAA
Condylura cristata (star-nosed mole) is the source of this 1743-nucleotide messenger RNA. RefSeq lists its product as uncharacterized. Bases 1 to 1743 code for a protein of 580 amino acids. The record is from RefSeq and is a predicted model, not a curated record. The transcript is spliced from 10 exons. Lineage: Eukaryota; Metazoa; Chordata; Mammalia; Eulipotyphla; Talpidae. Gene Ontology annotation, biological process: positive regulation of natural killer cell mediated cytotoxicity; stimulatory C-type lectin receptor signaling pathway.